UAAACUAAACCAAACCAAAACACAACACAACACCCCACACACACAAAAAACACAAUUCCUCUGUUCUCCAAAACUUUCCCAAACAAACCCUUCACCAUGGUAGAGAGGGAGCAAGCAAGGCCUCUAGCCCCACCAAUAGAACGCCCAAGCAGCGACGAAGAUGACACCACACAACACCACCAAACAAAACGUCACAGAAAAUUCAUCAAACGAUGUGCUUGCCCACUAAUUUCUCUACUUCUCCUAGCAAUAGUAAUCAUAGUUUUGAUCUUCACAAUAUUCCGCGUCAAGGACCCCAUUAUCACAAUGAACGGUGUCCAAAUCACAAACCUUGAACUCGUCAACAAUAGCACAAUACCACAAAUCGGGGUGAACAUUUCCUUGAUCGCGGACGUGUCGGUGAAGAACCCAAACGUGGCAUCAUUCAGGUAUAGUAACACCACCACAAGUUUGUACUACCACGGUGCCAUCGUGGGUGAGGCUAGAGGACCCCCAGGGAGGGCCAAGCCUAGAAGAACAAUAAGGAUGAACGUUACAGUUGAUGUUAUCACGGAUCGUGUGGUUUCAAGUCCAAAUUUUGUGACGGAUUUGGGUUCUGGGUUGUUGACUGUGGUGAGCUUCUCCAGAGUUCCGGGGCGGGUGAAGAUCUUGAACGUGAUCAAGAGACAUGUUGUUGUCGACAUGAACUGCACCACCACUUUCAAUAUUUCUUCGCGGGGAAUUGAAGACCAGACUUGUAAGCGCAAGGUCAAACUUUAGUUAAACUUUAGUGAUCGGUUCCUUGAGUUCUAUGUUUGUUGCAGAAUUGUUGUAUCAUAAAUAAUUUUCUUUUGUUGUUCUGUGGGGAUGUCUUUUCCUUCUUUCUUUUCCUUAUGAGAAAUAGUAGUGUUGUUUCUUUUAAGAAUACUAUCCAUGUAUUUUGUUA
Molecule: messenger RNA, 925 nt
Organism: Cajanus cajan (pigeon pea)
Lineage: Eukaryota; Viridiplantae; Streptophyta; Magnoliopsida; Fabales; Fabaceae
Product: Late embryogenesis abundant (LEA) hydroxyproline-rich glycoprotein family
Source: RefSeq, a predicted model, not a curated record